Messenger RNA from Ogataea polymorpha, 400 nucleotides. RefSeq lists its product as uncharacterized. Gene Ontology annotation, cellular component: nucleosome. Lineage: Eukaryota; Fungi; Ascomycota; Pichiomycetes; Pichiales; Pichiaceae. Bases 1 to 312 code for a protein of 103 amino acids. The record is from RefSeq and is a predicted model, not a curated record. Gene Ontology annotation, molecular function: DNA binding; structural constituent of chromatin; protein heterodimerization activity. The transcript has a single exon. Gene Ontology annotation, biological process: nucleosome assembly.
AUGUCCGGUAGAGGAAAAGGAGGAAAAGGUCUAGGAAAGGGAGGUGCUAAGAGACACAGAAAGAUCCUUAGAGAUAACAUCCAAGGUAUCACUAAGCCAGCCAUCAGAAGACUUGCCAGAAGAGGUGGUGUUAAGAGAAUUUCUGCUCUGAUCUACGAAGAGGUCAGAGCUGUCCUCAAAUCCUUUUUGGAGAACGUUAUCAGAGAUGCUGUUACCUACACAGAGCACGCUAAGAGAAAGACCGUUACUUCCUUGGAUGUUGUCUACGCUUUGAAGAGACAAGGAAGAACUUUGUAUGGUUUCGGUGGUUAAAGUUGCUUUGUGGAGUUUCUUUACUUUUGUAUUCUAGUGUCGGUAGCAAUAUAUUGGUCAAAUACCAACGACUUUAAAAGCGAUAAUU